Messenger RNA from Jaminaea rosea, 679 nucleotides. RefSeq lists its product as hypothetical. Bases 16 to 555 code for a protein of 179 amino acids. Gene Ontology annotation, biological process: DNA-templated transcription. The record is from RefSeq and is a predicted model, not a curated record. The transcript has a single exon. Lineage: Eukaryota; Fungi; Basidiomycota; Exobasidiomycetes; Microstromatales.
ACAUACCACUCCACCAUGUCAUCAAGCGACGACAUCCGUCCACGCUCCGUCGAACUCCUCAUCGCCUCACUGCAGAGUGCAGCACCGGAUUCCGAUCCCAAGCAACUCUCCCAGCUCGCCUCAGAAAUCGAAGAAGCCCUCUUCCUAGCCAGCGACAGCGAUUCAGGCAAUACCUACCGCUCUUCAAUCAGAGAUCGAUCCCUUGUUCUUAAAAAGGACAAUCCUGGCUUGGCAAAAGAGCUACUCUCCGGCUCAAUGACAGCGCAGACUUUCGCUACGGCCUCACCGCAAGACCUCCGCAGCUCGCAACAAGCGGCUGCUGACAGUCAAUUGGAACAAGACCAUCUCCAAGAAGCAAUGGCCCCUUCUGAGCCAGAGGCUUUGAGCGAGCAGAAGAGCAUGGCAGAGACGAGACCGCUGGAGGAGGCACAGCCUGGCGCCCCCAUCGGAGAGGACGGGACGGCUCUGGGCGAGGAGGGCGAGUUCAAGGAGCGUAGCCAACCGAGAGUUGGGAGGGCAAUGGAAGGUGUGGAGUUUGAGACUGCUGGGGUAUAGAGUAGAUUGGGGGAAGAAGCGGGGGACAGCUCUGUCCUUCACGUAGGGAGGGCACGAGUAGAUAUCCAAUUGCAAUGAGACCUUCGACCGGGUAUAUGCGUACGAAUCCCUUCCAAUCGACCGG